GUGGGGGGGGGGGGGGGUAGAUACCAGAGUUUCAGGUGUACCUGUUGGUUAAUCAUUCACUGCAGAGCAGUCACACCACUAAACCCACACACGUUGAGACACACGAGUCGAGAGGAAGACAUGAGUGCCGCCCGAAGCCCCGCGGGGCUCCUCUCGGAGGACCAGUUCAUGUGCUCCAUCUGCCUGGAGGUGUUUGUGGAGCCCGUGUCCACGCCGUGCGGCCACAGCUUCUGCAAGGCCUGCCUGCAGGGCUACUGGGACCACAGCAAGAAGUCCCUGUGCCCCAUGUGCAAGAAGAGCUACUCCAAGCGGCCCGAGCUCAGCGUCAACCGCGUGCUGGCGGAGAUCUCCACCCAGUUCCUGGGGCUGAACGUGGGCGGCGCUGGCGGCGGCGGUGACGGCGUGGACGGAGGGGCCGGGUCGCGGGGGUCCACCCUGAACCUGAGCUCCGGUGCGGGGGCGAGCGGGAGCCUGAGAGACGGGGGCUCGCCGUCGCGAGGAGGAGGAGGAGGCGGGGCCGACACGAACGGGGACUUUGCCCGCGAGGGGGAGGUGCCGUGCGACGCCUGCAUCGGGAGGAAGGUGAAGGCGCUGAAGUCGUGUCUGAACUGCGCCGGCUCGUUCUGCGAGACCCACCUGCGGCACCACAAGAAGUCCUUCCAGGUGAAGUCCAUGUCCUCCCACCGUCUGGUGGAUCCCACCUUCCACCUGGAGGAGAAGAUCUGCAAGAAGCACCAGCGACUGACGGAGCUGUACUGCCGCACCGACAACGCCUGCAUCUGUCCCACCUGCGCCGACACCGUCCACAAGGCCCACGAGGUGGUGUCCGCCGACCGCGAGUUCAAGAAGCAAAUGGCUAACUUGUCAAAGAGAAGGUCAGAGGUCAAACAUCUAAUCAAAGAGAGGACAAAGAAACUGGAAGACAUCAAGCAGUCCAUCAGGGUCAUCAAGGCCAACGCGCAGAAGGAGCUGGAGGAGAGCUGGCAGGUGUACGCCGAGCUCCAGCGGCUGGUGGAGCAGAGCCAGGCGGAGCUGGUGGAGCUCAUCGCGUCCCGGCAGCGGGAGGCGGAGCGCCACGCCCAGGAGCUGGCCCGCGGCCUGGAGAACGAGCUGAGUGUGCUCAGGAGGAGCAGCAGCGAGCUGGAGGCCUUCGCCCACACCCAGGACCGGAUCGUCUUCCUCCAGAGCGCCGCCGGGCUGCCGCCGCCACUGGAGCCUCUGGACUGGUCGGCGGUCAGUGUGAGCACGGACCUGUACCUGGGCACCGUGCGCUCCUCGGUCGGCGGGCUGGUCGACAAGUUCCAGGUGGAGCUCCAGAGGCUGUACGGGAAAGAGCUCAGGAAGCUGCAGAACUACGCAAGCGAGGUGAUCCUGGACCCGGGCACCGCCCAGAAGAGCCUGGUGCUCUCCGAGGACGGCCGGCAGGUGCGCUACGACGAGAGGAAGUCGUCGCAGACGGAGAGCUCCCGGCGCUUCAACCCGGCGCUCUUCGUGCUGGCCCGCGAGGGCCUGGCGUCCGGACGCCACUACUGGGAGGUGGAGGUGGGCCGCAAGACGGCGUGGACGCUGGGCGUGGCCCGCGGCUCGGCCCGACGCAAGGGCGACAUCAACCUCAGCCCCGAGGGCGGCUUCUGGUGCCUGUGGCUGAAGAACGGCGAGAUCAAGGCGCUGGCAUCCAGCCGCGUGCCGCUGACGGCCGCGUCACAGCCCGCCAAGGUGGGGGUCUUCCUGGACUACGACGGCGGCCAGGUGUCCUUCUACGACGCCAAGAGCCGCCUGCACCUCUACACCUUCGUGGACACCUUCAGCGAGAGCCUCUACCCCAUCUUCAGCCCCUGCCUGGUCCAUGACGGCAAGAACGCGGCCCCCCUCGUGAUCAGCCAGAUCAAACCGAACUGAGGAGGGACAGGUGGUCACCAAGGCAACCCAUGAAGGAGGUUGAAUUUGAACCAAAACCGACGCAGUCAAGUUUUACAACAAAGCCCAAACUUUUAGAAAUGCAGUUUGGUUCGCGAGGGUUAAGAAGUUGUGUACAUCUGAUAUUUUUAAAGAACUGAUUGUCUCUUGUGUGACAGCAUGUGUGACAAGAUAUAAGCUACUGAAGAUAUUGACUACGUAACUGGACUUUUUGAAAUCACUGCUUUGUUAUGAUAAUGAGACAAAAGAGAAAUGUUUGAAGGUUUAAGACUUAGGGUUUAACAGAUUUAGCUAGACACGCUAGGCUAAUGGCCAGUAGAAGCUUGAUUUAGGUGAUGGCACCUUUUCUGUAAAUCUGUAAUUACAUAGGCUAGUAAACAUGACUUAUAUUAACUUAUUUACCUUUACAAGAUAAAUACGAUUUUAAACAGGCUUGCUGGGUAGGAGCAUUUUACACUAACACUUUACCUUAAUUUUUUUAAUCAAAUGUUCAUAUCAUAUCUUUUUUAAUAAACACAUUAAUCAAUAAGCUUCGCCUCUUUGAGUUAGAAGACCCAUAGGCUGAUUUGAUUGGUUCGAACUAGCAAUAGUCUCCCUGUAGAGAACCUUUUAUUGUGAUGCCUCAUCUCUUCGAGAGCUUGACUUGUCAGGACAUUUACUACUUUUAGGACAUUUUAAUCAGAGCUGUUGAGAGAGAGAGUGACAGAAACCGAAGAAAAAAAACGCUUGAUCAUCACAUGUUUAACACACUUUCCCCUGUCAUCAUUGUACUGGAUUCUAGACCAGUCGCUCUCCAAAGGCGCCCGUCUAACUAGCAUUACACUGCUAGUCUUUCCACCUAUCCGGAGAACAGCAGCAGAUCCCAGUACCCGAAUCAGUUCACUGGUCUACACCACCCAUCAAAGGUUUGACCCUAAAAUGUAUAGAUGGUUUUAUAUGAAUGUGAAAUAAAUGUCUUGAAGCUGCA
Gadus morhua (Atlantic cod) is the source of this 2884-nucleotide messenger RNA. It is a transcript of the gene btr12, whose product is annotated as bloodthirsty-related gene family, member 12. Gene Ontology annotation, molecular function: protein binding; zinc ion binding. Bases 121 to 1899 code for a protein of 592 amino acids. The record is from RefSeq and is a predicted model, not a curated record. The transcript has 8 exons. Lineage: Eukaryota; Metazoa; Chordata; Actinopteri; Gadiformes; Gadidae.